AUGGCGCUGGGACCCUUCAGUGUGACGGCGCAGCGAGAAGAGGACAUUGACUUCUCCAUGGCAACCGACGGUGCAGGAGGACAUGGCAGGAUUCCUGAAGCCCUUCGAUCUAGUGGUUGUAGUAGUGGCAGCAGUGAUGGUCGUGGCAGUAGUGAUAGUAGUGGUGGGAGUGGUGAUGGUAAUCCUGACACAGUAAUUGACCAAAAAGAGCAUUGUUUACUGAUCUGUGAUUUUUCUCCUCGCCUCGUGCAGCUGUGGGCGCUGGUAUUGGCGAGCAUGGUGGCUAUGGCGGGCAGCGUGGUCGGCGUGGUGGCGGGGGAAGGAAGGAUCUUCGGUGAGGCGCCAAAAAACAUCGUGGCCAAGACGUGUCUCUGUGUCCUCUCUACACUUAUGCAGGAUGGAUCAGAAUGGGUGCCGCCCCAUGACGCCGGUCGCGUGCUCCUGACCACCUGGCUGCUGGCUUCCAUGGUGUUCAUGUCGUCUUACGAAGGCAUCCUGGUCGCCAUGCUCACCUUCCCCCGGGUCUCUAUCCCCAUUGAUUCUCUCACUGAACUGGUACACCAAGACGAUCUGCCCUGGAGGUUGGAGUACGGCGCCAUGAUGGCACGCAUGAAGGCAGGUCAACAUUAA
Messenger RNA from Portunus trituberculatus (swimming crab), 630 nucleotides. RefSeq lists its product as uncharacterized. Bases 1 to 630 code for a protein of 209 amino acids. The record is from RefSeq and is a predicted model, not a curated record. The transcript is spliced from 3 exons. Gene Ontology annotation, molecular function: ligand-gated monoatomic ion channel activity. Gene Ontology annotation, cellular component: membrane. Lineage: Eukaryota; Metazoa; Arthropoda; Malacostraca; Decapoda; Portunidae.